Cornus florida is the source of this 1647-nucleotide messenger RNA. RefSeq lists its product as uncharacterized. Gene Ontology annotation, molecular function: nucleic acid binding; RNA-DNA hybrid ribonuclease activity. The record is from RefSeq and is a predicted model, not a curated record. The coding region runs from base 1 to 1647 and encodes 548 amino acids. The transcript has 3 exons. Lineage: Eukaryota; Viridiplantae; Streptophyta; Magnoliopsida; Cornales; Cornaceae.
AUGCGAGAAUGUAUCAGUACGGUACCUUUUUCUGUGGUGCUAAAUGGAGAAUGCGGUGACAGCUUUGUUCCUUUUAGAGGUCUCCGUCAGGGAGACCCUCUUUCUCCGUUCUUGUUUCUGUUUUGUACUGAAGGACUGUCUAUGUUGUUUCAGGAGUUUGAAGCCCGAAAAAAGAUUCAUGGUUUGCAAAUGGCCCACGGUUGUCCUCCUAUAUCUCACUUGCUAUUCACCGACGAUGCUCUUCUUUUUUGUAAAGUCAACAAUUCGGAGGUGCGGAUCAUUAAAUUUAUUUUGGAUCGCUAUGCUGCUUUAAAAGGUCAAUUGGUUAAUUUUGCUAAAUCCAGCAUCUUUUUCUCUCCUAAUACUGUUUCGGAUUUGAAAGAUCAGUGUGGACAGAUUUUAUGUAUUCAUAAUGUUGAUUGGCAGAACAAGUAUCUGGGGCUACCUUCUUUCUUAGGGAAGUCCAAGGUUGCUUCGCUGAAUUUCAUUUCAGAUCGGAUUUCUUCCCGAGUCAAGUUACUGAAAGGUAAUUUGCUUUCUAAGGCAGGUAGGGAAGUGUUGUUGAAAGCGGUGCUUAAUGCUCUUCCGACUAAUGCUAUGCAAUGUCUUAAGCUUCCAAAGAAGAAUUGCAAGGAUAUCACAAGCAAACUACUUAAUUUCUGGUGGAGUGGUGAGGAAAAGUCCAACAAAAUUAAAUGGGUUAGUUGGUCCAAUCUUUGUGCUCCCAAAUUUUCUGGUGGUUUGGGCUUUAAAAAUGUGGAAGCUCUUAACUUGGCGGUGCUUGCAAAGUUGGCGUGGCGAAUGGAAAUUGGUGAUGAUUCUCUUCUUGUUAAAUCCUUCAAGCAGAAGUACUUAAAAACUGUAAUUUUGUUGAUGCCCCAUAUAAAGCUAAAGCUUAAUGGGCAUGGCGAGGUCAAUUGCUGGAAAGACAAUUGGCUUCCGGAUUCUCUUCUGGGAUCAGUUUCCACUAGGCCGCUGUAUGCUCCAUUUUCUUCUGUUGCGGCUUUAAUAAAUCACUCUUCUCACAGUUGGAAUACAGAGCUGGUGCACCAUUAUUUUAACUCUCGCGAUAGUAAUUUAAUUCUUCAAAUUCCGUUGAGUGUCUUGGGAGGACCUGAUUGUAAAGUUUGGGGUGCAUCUUCUAAUGGAUCUUUUUCGGUCUGCAGUGCUUAUCAAAUUGCCUUAUCCGUUCUUCUAGAGAAUGUUGGUUCAGCGUUGACUGAGGGUUGUAGUUUUGAGGGUGCUAAGCCUGCCCAGAAGGCUCACAGGGACUUUCUUGAAUUUCAGGAAAUUCAGCGUCAAUCCAGUUUGCUUUCUCUUCCUUCCCCUACGGUUGUUUCUGUUCCUUCAAGAUGGUGUGUUCCGGCUUUGGGUUGUCUUAAACUCAAUUUUGAUGCAGCUUUUGAUUCAUCUAGAAAGCUAUACGGGGGUGGUAUGAUAUUGCGGAAUCAUGAUGGUCAUCCUAUCCGAGUGGCUUUAGUUUUUUUCUCUCAUGUUAGUGACCCAUCUAUUGCUGAAGCUCUCAUUCUUCGCAAAUGUCUCUCUCUUCUCCAGCUAUGGGGAUGUCAGAAUGUCGUGGUGGAGGGUGAUUGUCAGCCCGUUACGAGGCUUCAACCCUCUGCGGCUGCUCUUUGUGUGAUUUUUUAG